UCUCCACCUUGAAAUAAAUCUAGUUUUGAUAAAUGUGUCUUUUUUCCCCCAGCGCGGCCGCUUUGCUCGUGGGAGAAAAGCUACCAGAAGAGACCACUUUGGUGGAUGAUCCUUUUAAGGUCAAGACGGGCGGCAUGGUGGACAUGAAGAAGCUGAAAGAACGGGGUAAAGACAGGAUCAGCGAAGAAGAGGAUCUCAACCUCGGGACGUCCUUUUCAGCAGAGACCAACCGGAGGGACGAAGAUGCUGACAUGAUGAAGUACAUUGAGACGGAGCUGAAGAAGCGGAAGGGCAUCGUGGAGAGCGAGGAGCAGAAGGUGAAGGCCAAGAACGCGGAGGACUGCCUGUACGAGCUGCCCGAGAGCAUCCGCGUCUCCUCGGCCAAGAAGACGGAAGAGAUGCUCUCCAACCAGAUGCUCAGCGGCAUCCCCGAAGUCGACCUCGGCAUCGAGGCCAAAAUCAAGAACAUCAUCUCCACCGAAGAGGCCAAAGCGCGUCUCCUGGCGGAGCAGCAGAACAAAAAGAAGGACAACGAGACCUCCUUCGUGCCCACAAACAUGGCCGUCAACUACGUCCAGCACAACCGAUUUUACCAUGAAGAGCUGAAUGCACCGGUGAGGAGGAAUAAAGAGGAACCCAAAGCACGUCCGUUGCGGGUCGGAGAUACGGAGAAGCCGGAACCAGAAAGAUCUCCGCCGAACCGCAAGCGCCCGCCCAACGAAAAGGCGACCGACGAUUAUCAUUACGAGAAGUUCAAGAAGAUGAACCGCCGCUAUUGAAAGCCACUUGGGUUUCAACUCCUUUUUUUUAUUUUUUGGAGACGAAAAUGGGAAUACUUUCCAAAAUAAAAAAAAAACAGGCUCUGCUUCCUGUCUUGCAAAUAUUAGUUUUUUGGGGGGCGGGGGGGGGGGCAUUUGGGAUUUGUAGCAUUGCAGUGUGUUUGUAUAUGUCUGGGUUGUGAUGUUAUGGACGUUGCCCCCAAAAUGGCCAUUAAAAAGAAUUUGGAAAAAAAUAAA
Messenger RNA from Anolis sagrei ordinatus, 1016 nucleotides. Lineage: Eukaryota; Metazoa; Chordata; Lepidosauria; Squamata; Anolidae. The record is from RefSeq and is a predicted model, not a curated record.